This is a messenger RNA of Sordaria macrospora k-hell, 954 nucleotides long. RefSeq lists its product as uncharacterized. NCBI's taxonomy places the organism in Eukaryota, Fungi, Ascomycota, Sordariomycetes, Sordariales, Sordariaceae. The record is from RefSeq and is a predicted model, not a curated record.
AUGGCUGAGGAUAAUCGCAAGCAGCCCACGCAGCCCAUGGCUGUGAACAAAGAGCAGAACCACGGUGGUGACGGCUCGGUCUAUGUCCCUUUGAACUUCGGCGAAGUGAAUUCCACUCAUUCUUCUCAGCAAGGCUAUGCCAAUGUCGCUGCGCACAAUCCUCAUCCCGCUCAUCAGAACCACCAUUCAUAUGGCCAGAAUGGAGUUCCCACUAUCCCGGGAGCGCCUGGCCAUCAGCAAGCCGACCAAAGACCCACCCAGCAUAUGGCUCUUGAUUCCGUUCCUGUGAACGUAGGCGUCCAAAACAAUUCUGCAGGUGUCCCGGCUGAGAAUUACCAUCAGGCUCAUCAGCAAGUUUAUGCUCAACCCCAGUACAACCAGUAUCAAGGUCAGCAAUACCACCAAGGCCCACAGCAAUAUCACGCUCAGCAGUACAUCCCGUAUUUUGCUCAGCAACACCACCAUAUUGCUCAGCAAGUUCAAGUUAAGCCGUACAACCAGUAUUCGGAUCAUCAACACCACCGAGUCGCUCAGCAGGUUCAUGCUCAGGAGUACAACCAGUUUCAAAGUCAGCAACACUAUCAAGCGCCAUUGGCCCAGCCCAUUCCGGUCCAGCAAGUUGUCCCGGCCCCAAUUAUGAAUAGCUUCCAGGGCGGCCCAGCUCAGCCGGGCGGUUUUCUAGACCACCCCCCGUCCGUCAGGUUUGUGCAAGCCAAUCCGGUUGCUCAUCAUCCCAGCGUCGGUGUUUCCCAUCCAUAUUUUGACACACCCGUUGUGCCUCAUCCACAGGCCAACCACCCCGACGUUCUGGGGCUGAACCACAUCAGCCCGGAUGACCCCAAAGUCGAGGCCUUCAUCGCCAGCGCAGCCAGGGUCCUUCAUGCCUCACACCAGCGUUGCAAGCACACGUGGUCUGAUGGACAGUUUGAGUACCGGUGCACAGCCCACGCCUAG